This is a messenger RNA of Quercus robur (English oak), 1484 nucleotides long. RefSeq names its product peroxisomal adenine nucleotide carrier 1. Gene Ontology annotation, molecular function: ATP transmembrane transporter activity; ADP transmembrane transporter activity. The record is from RefSeq and is a predicted model, not a curated record. Gene Ontology annotation, biological process: ATP transport; transmembrane transport; ADP transport. The transcript is spliced from 5 exons. Gene Ontology annotation, cellular component: peroxisomal membrane. The coding region runs from base 194 to 1153 and encodes 319 amino acids. Lineage: Eukaryota; Viridiplantae; Streptophyta; Magnoliopsida; Fagales; Fagaceae.
CAUCACAAUAUCACAUAGCCAAACUCACAUCGUUUUUCCUAUUCCAGCUACCUUCCUCAAUAAAUGUUUACACUUACCAACUUAUCUCUCUCUCUCUCUCUCUCUCUCUCUCUCUCCACAUAUAUAAAAUACCAAAAAGUGCCAUACAGUAUAUUUGAUCUUUGAAUAUAUUUUGGAACCUUGGAUAUUGGAGAUGGGUCUUGAUCUCGAAUCCAUAUCAGAGGCAACUUCAGGGGCUAUAGGAUCCCUCGUCAGCACCACAAUCCUUUACCCACUUGACACCUGUAAGACCAAGUACCAAGCCGAGGUCAGAGCCCAUGGCCAGCAAAAAUACAGGAACCUCUCAGAUGUCUUUUGGGAAGCAAUUCAAAAUCGCCAGUUUCUUUCGCUUUACCAGGGCCUAGGUACAAAAAACCUGCAAUCCUUCAUUUCACAGUUUGUCUAUUUUUAUGGGUACAGCUACUUCAAAAGAUUAUAUCUAGAAAAGAGUGGUGCCAAAAGAAUCGGAACAAAAGAAAACUUAGUUCUUGCUGCUGCUGCUGGAGCAUGCACUGCCAUUUUGACACAGCCCCUCGACACAGCUUCCUCAAGGAUGCAGACAAGUGCCUUUGGGAAAUCCAAAGGGCUCUGGAAGACCCUUACAGAGGGAAAAUGGACUGACGCAUUUGAUGGGCUUGGCAUCUCUCUUCUGCUGACCUCAAACCCUUCAAUUCAGUUUACAGUAUUUGAUCAAUUGAAAAACAGACUCCUGAAGAAAAAACAGGAUAAAGCAGGGAAUGGUUCAUCACCAGAAGCCCUUUCUGCCUCCUCGGCCUUUGCGUUAGGUGCAAUUUCAAAGACUAUUGCCACAAUUCUGACAUAUCCUGCAAUCAGGUGUAAGGUCAUGAUCCAAGCUGUGGACUCAAACGAUAAUGAAACUGAUAAAGCUCAGAAAAAAUCCCGCAAAACUGUGCCAGGAGUUAUUCGUGCUAUAUGGAAAAGUGAAGGGGUACCAGGCUUUUUCAAGGGAUUGCACGCUCAGAUCUUGAAGACUGUUCUGAGCUCGGCACUGCUUUUGAUGAUCAAGGAGAAAAUCACUGCAUCUACUUGGGUUCUUAUACUUGCCACCAGAAGGUUCUUAUUGCUCUCAAGGGGUGGAUUAAAAAAUGCUUGAUGGUAGCAUAUGGAGGGGGAUUUGCAUAAAUCCAAUGUAUAGGGUGAGUUUUUAUUUGGUUUCAUUGGAACAGAUGACUUCAUAGAGCUGGCUCAAUUUCCUGGGUAGAAACUUCUUAUUAUUUUUUGUAACAAAGAAUUCCUCCUGAAGUUAAAGAGCAAUAAUGGUAAGGCAUGCAUGUUACAUGAAAGAAAUGCCAAUCCUUGCAGAGGAAAUUUUCAACUGAGAAAUAAUGUAUCGCGGUCAAAAUUUUCUGCAAAUAUUGAUUAAACUUACGUGUAUAAUUAUUUGUUGAGUUUCAUUCUGAGAUGAAAUUUCAUAUUUUCCUAUU